This is a messenger RNA of Sphaeroforma arctica JP610, 3231 nucleotides long. RefSeq lists its product as hypothetical. Lineage: Eukaryota; Ichthyosporea; Ichthyophonida. Bases 26 to 2308 code for a protein of 760 amino acids. The record is from RefSeq and is a predicted model, not a curated record. Gene Ontology annotation, cellular component: nucleus. The transcript has 16 exons.
AGCGAGUGCGUAAUCUGUAGCAGCCAUGGUGUCUCGUAAGAAGAAACUGAAGAACCAGGACUUUGCCAAAGUCAAGCUCAAAGUGGGCAAGUCCAAUGAGGCGGCGAAUGCCACAGACACCACUUUCAAAUCAAGGGCAAUUGUUCUGUCGGGCCAGGCGCUGGGCGAGGAUAAAGGAGUUGGUACGAACCAGAGAAACCUCUCACUGAAAGAGCUUCUCGGUCAAUUGCGUCAUUACAAUGGCAAUGUGCGCAAGGACGCUGUGGCUGGAAUGAAAGAUUUGUUUCAGAGGCAUCCGGAUAUACUGCCCUCAGAAUUGGCCAUAAUCAUUGAGAAAAUAUCGCCGCUGGUGUUGGACGGUGAUAGUUCGGUGCGACAGGCUCUGCAAUCACUCUUUACUCAUAUAUUACAAUCCAUGCCUACGGAGCGCGUGCGGCCCUUCUUCCCCGUGCCGAUGGUGUAUCUGCGGAGUGCCAUGACACAUGUGCGUGAGGAUAUCAGCGUGGCCGCCUUUGACUUCCUGGACAUCUUCCUGCACCAUUCGCCAUCGUUAGUGACGGCCAGUUGCAAGGGACUGUUGCUGAAUUUUGUGAGAGUGCUUGAAAAACCAUCACAGGGCAUGAACGAUGGGAAGGGCAAAAUGUCAGCCACAGGACAGUCCACAUUCAGACAGGCACGUGAUCGACUGCUGGAACGGUUGCGAGGGUUUCUGCAAGAGCUUAUUCGGCAUCGUUCAAACGGCAAGCGUAAAUGGGACGAUAUGUCCACCGACACUGUCGAUGCCGCGCAGAAUGCGUUGACUACGCAUUACGACCCACAACGGGCUGUGGCUGUGGAGGCUUUUUGUGUAUAUCCAAAGGCCAUUCUGACCAAUGCCCUGGGCAAGCAUUCGCUGCUGACGAGCACCUUGGCGGCGCUACAGAAGACCCCGCCCACCACCACAGCCAGUGGAGUGCUGCUGAGAUACCUGAGCAGCAUCUUUUUAACAGAUCGGUAUUCGGAAAUCGAAGACCUGCGCGGCGAUGGAGAGCCGACUGACAUGAGCACUCUCAACACAUUCGUGCUGAUGCUACCGAGACUUCUGUGGAAUCUCAAGGGGGCCCCUGCGCAUGUCAGGACAGCAAAGGUACUCAUCAACGCCAUGCGGGUGGCAGCGCUGCAACACCCGCAGUAUGCGGACGCUCGCGGAAAGAACAUGCAGGCCAUUUCUGCGAUUCUGCAAGUAUCCGUCCCGUCCAAGACAAAGGGCGAGCACCCCCGCAAAGUGUUUGGUCCGUUUAUCCGGAUGCCCCUAGAAUUGCAGCUGCGGUUCCUGGAUGUCUUUGAACAGCCGCACUUCCUAACGGCCCAAUUGCUGCAGAGGUUGCUAGCUGCUGUGCUGCACAAAAGUGUGUCGGUGGACGUGAGCACCUACAUGUGUGAGCUGGUGGGCCGGUCCUGUGCCCGGUAUGCGUCCACCACCAACACCACCGUUGCCUCAACUGACCACACACCAACCGCAGAUCUAACCACAGCCGCAGAUGUACCCGCAGCCCAGUCGCCCGCCACAGUGCCUGAUGCGCUGGUAGACACCGUGGCUGCGUACGCCAGUUACUUUGUGACGCUGACGAUGGGCCGCACGAGUGAUGCGGCAGUCGAGUUCGCGCGUAGCCACGCAUCAUCUCGCAAGGACAUCAAUCUGCAAGCCCUGCGAUCCGCUUGUGCGCCCAUCACGUCCUACGGAGAGGCUCUGAGCGACUGGGUCAGGAUAUCUACCGUAUGCGACACAGUAAGCAAGGUGCUGAUAGGAUUCGGUAGGCAAGACGGGGGGGUAGCACUCAGGCAAGUGUGUGGGUUAGAGCUGGCACAGGUAGUAUCUCAAGGCUUGGUACAGACACUACAACACACCGGUACACCUGUCUGCUUGGAUUCCGCACUGGCAAGUUUGAUGGUGAUAUACAGAUGCGAAUCAGAAUUCGACUUCAGGAUAGCCCAGGAUGUCACAGUAGAUAUCACACUUCAGGUGAUGAGUCAUGGUUGUGCGGUGGGCAACGGGCACUAUAUGGAGCAGUUUGUACUACAGUACAUCCCGCUGGACGAUAUCAAUGCCUUGUUGCGUCGCGCACUGACCAUCUUCGAAGAUCAAAAUUCUUCGGCAGAUAUCAUGAAUCUACUGGGCGCAGUGACAAAGACACUCCAGAGCACUCGUCUGUUGGAUUUGUUGGGCACGCCUGAAGUCAAGUCGACGCUGCAACUCAUAGCACAGACGCAGGCGAGCGAACGGGGUGACCACGUGCGUGCGUUCAGAGCUGCACUGGCACUUGUUUAAAGACUGUGCUAGUAGUACGGACGUUGUGCGGUUAGAUUAAGAUAUAUAGGAGAAUGUGGUGCUGUGCCGUGUCCUCCUAGCAAUACACAGCAAGCAAGCAAUACCGGCCAGAAUUCAUGUUCGUGUGCCUAGUUUAACCGGAUGUGGAAAGUAUCCGAGCUUAUACAGGACAUUUUCUCCAAAGUAGAUUUCAUAUACCAAUCAUAAGCGGAGAUAAGCACAUACAAAUCUUGUAGUGCAAGCGAGUCUAAAUUGAGCGCUAGAGUGUUGCUGUUUGUUUCGGCGGAGGCAGCCACUUUAGGAUAUUGCUGUGUAGCAAGCUCGAUUAUUGGAAUGAAGGUCGAGAUGAGGGAUUGGUAGGCCAGGUGUCUUUCCAAUCUUUGGCCCUUAUAAUGGUGUGAACUUAGUUAUCUGACACAACUGGGUUCCCUACUUCGAGGCAUGUCCGCUCAAGGUCUUGGCAACAAUAGGGGAUGGCUUGGGAUGUGAUGUAACUGUCAGACAUCGACAUGACUGCGGAAUCGCAUUUCGAUUCCCCAUCGAAUAGCACCGGUUAAAUCUGAGGGGUCGAUGCGUGAUCUCGUCGAGGUUGAUUUCACAACAGGUGAGAAAGCAUCUUGAUUGUUUGUUGAAAAACACACGGCGGAACACGCCGGCACCGGCAAGAAUGUCUACUGAGGCGCCAUUGAUUGAAGCGCAAGAGUAUUGAACGGCGCAGGUUGAGGUAGUCUACUCAGAUAAUGCCGAUGAAGCUCUGAGUUCUACUGUUUAAUGUUUAGUAUGAGGGAAAUAUCCCUAAAUACACACUUCCGUGCUGGACUGCUGGAAGCCACGAAAUACUCAAUCCAACAGUAGGUCGAGGCAGUCGUUCAAUUCUUUCUGUCGAUGUCGUUACAUUACAAUAAAUAUAUUACGUACUGCCU